GCGACGUCGUGACGCGUCGCCGCGUCUCGAGUGCUUUCGGUUUUUUUUUUUUUUUAUAAGAGAGAACUUCGUAACGUAUCGUAAGAGAACGGUUUCGUAGUAGCGAGAUUUAGACGUUAGAAAUAAAUAAAUAAAUAAAUAAAUAAGAACGUACGUAUGUACGUACGUACGUACGUACGUACGUACGAACAACCGACCGACCGACCAACCGAACGAACGAACGAACGAAAGUAAGAAAGAAAGAAAGAAAGAAAGAAAGAAAGUAAGAAAAUCAAAGUAAAGAAAAGAAAAAGGAAAAUGGAAGUCGUUCUUGGUCGAUACUAUAUUUGAAGUAUAAAACGAGUGUGGCGAAGCGUCGAUCGAAAAAGAUUUUCUUCUGGUUAGAACGAACGUUCACGACGUUCCUACUAGAUCCAGAGCGAAGAAAGAAGGAAAGGAAGAGGAAGAAAAGAAAGAAAAGAUAGCAAAGUGCAAUGUCGUAUCACCGCGGAGGUCAAACGGGCUCCGUAGCCGUGUCUUACAGUACCAGCCCAAUGGCACCACAUUCACCUAGCAGGCGAUAUUCAAGUGGCUCGACAUCUUCGAGUACAACAACAUCCGGUGUUGGAGGUGGUGGUGGUGGUGGUGGUGGUGGCGGUGGUAGUAGUAGUGGUGGUGGUGGUGGUGGAGGUGCUAGUAGCAGCAGUGGAGUAACCGGUAGUGGAGGGAGCAGUAGUUCAACGUCCAAGUACAAUUACACCUCAAGAGAUACCCCAUCGUCGCUUCGAGAUCGUUCGAGCAUUUAUUCAUCGUCCCCAUCAUCGACGAUUCCUAGUCUUCGUUCCAGCUACGUUUCCGAUUGCAGAAGAUCUUAUUGCCAAACUGGAAGUUACUACUCAUCGGCUACGACCAGCAGCCUCCGCAGGAGCUACUUGUCGGAGUACAGCCGACCUCAGUGCUCACCCUCAAGGUCUUCGUACGGCGGUGAUACAACUGGCAUCGGUGGAAGCGUCUGUAGUACUCUGGCAAACGGCAUCAGUAGCAUCGGUUCCAGCGGGCGAUACACAUCGUCAACAUCAUCUUCCUACCUAUCAUCUUCAACCGCUUCUUCGAGGGAUCGUACCUUGGAAUCGUCGGCGUUACGUCGAGACAUUAACGCGGACAUCAUUGGAAGGUGUUCGCCUUUGGUUUACGUACCUAGCGUCGUCCGUCACUCUUCUCAGAGUGGCACUCAUCGUUGGAAGCAACAGCAACAUUCGAAGGCAGCAACAACAGGGAUUGGUGGUUCGUCUUUGAACGAAUUGAUCGGAGGGGAGGAACACGAAAGGAAACGAACGGGAAGUGUACGUCCCGAAUCUUCGCUCUCCUCGUCUUCCUCGUCGUCAUCGUCGUCCGCCAUCACAGGUGGUGGGCUUUGGUCGAGGUCUAAGGGGAGGCCACCUACCGCCGGCAGCACGGUGCUCACCACCGGUACGGGGCAUGCACGCGCCCACAGCGCAACAUCGUCCGUCGAGGUAACAAUCGCCGGUCAUCGGGCUGACGAGGACGAUGACGACAACGAAAUCGACGACGAUGACGACGACGACGACAUUGAGAACGACGAUGACGACGAGGACGAGGAAGACGACGGCGACGUCAACGACGAUAAUGAUUACGUGAACGACGAGGACGAGAACGAGGACGAGACUAACGAGCGCGAUAACAACGACGACGACGACGACGACGACAACAACGAGGACGACGAGGACGACGAGAACGAGGACGUUGACGCGGCCAUUGGGCCAGCGAAUGUAAAUGACGACGACGACGACGACGAGGACGACGAUCGACGGAACGACAAUAACAACAAUAACGCCAACGGCAAUCUCGACGGGAGCGGCAACAGGAAUAAUACUAGCAGCAAUUCGGGCUCCAACGAGGAGGACGGAUACGUCUACGAGCAGCUAGAUUAUAACGACGAUCCGCGGCGCGACGAUGACGACGCGGAUAACAAUCGUAUCAACCGCCAUCACCACCAACGCGCUCGUCGUUCGGUCAGCAACAAACAACGUAUCUCCGUUUCCCCGACGGCCGAACGUAAUGUCGCGGCGACCAUAGCUGCCGCCAUUGUUGCUGCCGUUAGACCGCGUAACGAGGGUGGUGCUGGCGGUGGUUUGAUUCCUGUUAAUCUUGACCUGCUAACUAAUCUCGCUAAUACUAAUCCAAAUAAUACCACCGAGCAUUUGAUCGAUAACGACGAGCAGAGUAGUCAACACAAUUCCUCGCUCCAGUCGGACGAUUUUGAGAUCGACGAUAACGAGGUAAUACGUGGGGUCAACGAGAUAGCCUCGAUCGAGCCGGUCGAUACUUAUCGUCGGAAUGUUCUUUCCUCUGGAAAUCACGACAUAUUGGACGGUCUCAGUACCAAAAGCAAUUCGCCCGUUAAUCCAUUCGAUAUCGAGGAAAAUGACUUUGAGGUCAGGACUUUGUAUACCGUACUUCAGAACGGUCUAUCGGGAAGAAACUCCGAUGACCAUUCCGACGAUCCGUCCGUACCUUCGACGUCCAGCCGGCAGGAAGGACAUUUCUCUGGAAUCGACAGGAACACGGGGGCAUCCGCUAGUGGUGGUCUUACCUCAUCUUCCCCUGCAACACCUAACACGAGACAGCAAAGUCUCUAUCGCGCUGGCAACGAGCAGUUCGAGGGAAGUCCAACCAACAGACCGGUGCGUAAUCCAUUCCAAGCUCAUCGGGACGAAAGAUGUGGCUUAAACGGUUUGCGAAAUAUCGGAAAUACAUGUUUCAUGAACAGCGUGAUCCAGUGUCUGAGCAACACCAGACCACUUUUAGAAUACGUGAUGAACGAAUAUUACUUGGUCGACAUAAAUACCACAACGUCGAGUAUGAAAGGUGCUUUGAUAAAAGCGUUCAGUCAAGUAAUACAAGAAUUGUGGCAAGUUGACGGGGAUCACGUGGUCAAUACAUUAGCUUUAAAAUCUCAAAUACAAAGAUUUACGCCACGAUUCAUGGGUUAUAGUCAACAAGAUGCUCAAGAGUUUCUCAGGUAUUUGUUGGAAGGAUUACACGAGGAUGUUAAUAGAGUCACCAUUAAACCACAGCCGAUUCAUACGGACAUACCUGAUAUGUAUACGGAUAGCGAAAAAGCAGCAGAAAGUUGGAAACGUUAUCUAAGAAGCGAGGACAGCAUGGUAGUCGAUUUAUUUGUUGGACAAUUAAGAUCGUCCUUACGUUGCACAUUCUGCGAUCACGUAUCGGUAACAUUGGAUCCAUUUUGGGAUUUAAGUUUACCGAUUCCAGCUAGAAGUGGCACGGUCAAGCUCAGCCAAUGUUUGGAACAUUUUACGCGUGAAGAGGUUCUCGAUGGCGACGAGAAACCAACGUGCUCGAAAUGUCAGAUGAGAAGAAAGUGUACCAAGAGCUUCGGCAUACAAAAAUUUCCGAAAAUUCUUGUCAUUCAUUUGAAACGCUUUUCGCCGAUGGAACGAUUUCGUGGCAAGCUGAACGUAAUGGUUGACUUUCCAUUGAUGGACUUGGAUCUCAGUGCCUUUGCCGCUCCAAGAGUACCGGGUUGCACGUACAAUCUUUACGGUGUCGCCAAUCAUUCCGGUACAACUUAUUCCGGUCAUUACACGGCGUAUUGCAAGCAUCCGUAUUCAGGAGAGUGGCACGAGUAUAAUGACAGCCAUGUUUCGGGGAUAUCAGCUAAAUCGGUUGUUUCCAGCGAAGCCUAUGUAUUAUUUUACGAACAGCAGCCCCAUAGUUCUCAUUUGUAACCUCACGCCAUGUUGUUUGAUCAGCGACCAUCUUGCCUCUUGAUAUAUUAUGUACCAGGCUCGGUCCAGCCUUUUAGCAAUACUCUUCUAUCGUGUGCGAUAUUCAAAAGCGAACAGUAAAUAAUAAACUGGACGACAAGGACGGGUCACUUUACUCAGGAACGUAGCGUAUUUCGCGCGACGUCUGUGACAAAAGCCUCUCUAUUGUUCUUUUUCUUUUUCUUCUUUUUCAUUUUCUUCUUCUUUUUCUUCUUCUACUUCUUUUUCCUCCUCCUCCUCCUCCUCCUCCUCCUCUUCCUCUUUAACUUUUCUUUUCUCUCUCGACAAUUUCUUUCCUUCUUCUUUUUUUUUUUUUUAAUUUUUUUUUUGCUGCUCUUGCGCGUUUUUUUAUUUCUUCUUUUUCUUUUCCUUCUUUUUUUUUUUUCUUCCCCACUGUGAAAUUUUACUUUCGACGAUAUGGAACGAGUUGAGUUUAGUUCAAUCGACUUGGUAAAAAGAAAGGGGAAAAAAAGGGAAAAAAAAAUAAUAAUAAUAAAAAAAAACACAACACUCUCUCACGCUUUAAACUCUCGUCAUCCAUCAUCAAGCCGCUUCAAAUAAAGUAUUCCGAGAUUUGUUCUUGGGUUUAUGCUUCUUUCGGAUAUGCGAUAUAUAUAUAUAUAUAUAUAUAUAUAUAUAUAUAUAUAUAUAUAUAGCGCAUAAAAAAACGAGGAAAAAUAAGAAAAUGCGUAGACGAAAAUCCAAAAAGGGUGUACGUGUAUGUAUGUAUGUAUGUAUGUAUGUAUGUAUGUAUGUAUGUAUGUAUGUGUGUGUGUGUGUAUGUGUGUCAGUGUGAUGGUGACGAUGUGUUUCAUAGAAAUUAUAUUUUUAGGGCUAUCAUUACGAACACCUAGCAAGUUUUGCGAACAAAAAUGCAAUUAUUGUCAUUAUUAUUAUUAUUGUUAUUAUUAUUACUAUAUUAUUAGUAGAAUCGAUCGUAAAAUUUUGGCUCGAAAAUGGAAUCAAUAAUUAAAAUCAAUCUUUUAUGAAAUAUUUUUAUGAGAAGAGGAAAAGAAAGAAAGAAAGAAAGAAAGAAAGAAAGGACAACGUAAUCAUGAUUUAUUAAUAUUUGUUGAUGGUGAACCAUAGGCCAUGAUGAUGCUUCGUCGUCGCCAAAGUUUAGAAACGCGCGCAUUGUACAAUCGGGUGUGUCUCUAAGUUACUUUUUAAUCGACGAUAAUAGUAACUCUUUGUCUCUUGAUCUUUUUAUUAUUAUUAUUAUUAUUAUUAUGAUUAUUAUUAUUAUUAUUAUUAUUAUUAUUAUUAUUAUUAUUAUUAUUAUUAUUAUUAUU
This is a messenger RNA of Vespa crabro (European hornet), 5083 nucleotides long. RefSeq names its product transcription initiation factor TFIID subunit 1-like. Gene Ontology annotation, molecular function: cysteine-type deubiquitinase activity. Lineage: Eukaryota; Metazoa; Arthropoda; Insecta; Hymenoptera; Vespidae. The record is from RefSeq and is a predicted model, not a curated record. The transcript has 8 exons. Gene Ontology annotation, cellular component: cytoplasm. Gene Ontology annotation, biological process: protein deubiquitination. Bases 474 to 3752 code for a protein of 1092 amino acids.